AAACACGCACGCGGGAGACCGAAUCCGAUAGAUGUCCUGACCAUCUGAGCUCUCAUAAACAUGUGCACAAUCCGACCUUUCGUCUGUUCGGAUCUGUUAACCUACAACAACGUCAACUUGGAUGUGCUUACUGAAACCUAUGGAGUUUCCUUCUACCUCACAUACCUCGCGAAAUGGCCUGAAUACUUCCAAACACUGGAAAGCGUCAGUGGUGACAUCAUGGGUUAUAUAAUGGGGAAGGCUGAAGGAUUCAGCCGCAACCUACACGGCCAUGUGACAGCCCUCAGCGUUGCUCCCGAGUACCGUCGGCUCGGUGUUGCGAACAGACUCAUGGACAGCCUGGAGGAAAUCUCGGAGGAGAAGAAUUGCUAUUUCGUCGACCUGUUCGUUCGACUUUCGAACUCGAUCGCCAUCGACAUGUACAAGCGCCUAGGGUAUACGAUAUACCGGCGCGUGCUCGGCUAUUAUUCGAGUUCGGGCUCGGAUCCGGACGAGGAUGCUUUCGACAUGCGGAAAGCCCUCAGUCGAGACGAGGACAAGGUCUCUGUCAUUCCUCUAACCAGACCGGUUCGACCGGAGGAAUUGGACACGUUGUGAGAGAAGGGAUCCGGUUACCAUUGUUGUUUAUGGAAUACAUGAAUUAAUAUAUCUGAGGAACUAUUGUGCUCAGAAUCU
Molecule: messenger RNA, 675 nt
Organism: Galendromus occidentalis (western predatory mite)
Lineage: Eukaryota; Metazoa; Arthropoda; Arachnida; Mesostigmata; Phytoseiidae
Product: N-alpha-acetyltransferase 20
Exons: 3
Coding region: 61-597 (178 amino acids)
Biological process (GO): N-terminal peptidyl-methionine acetylation
Cellular component (GO): NatB complex
Molecular function (GO): protein-N-terminal amino-acid acetyltransferase activity
Source: RefSeq, a predicted model, not a curated record